This is a messenger RNA of Thunnus maccoyii (southern bluefin tuna), 2421 nucleotides long. It is a transcript of the gene idh1, whose product is annotated as isocitrate dehydrogenase (NADP(+)) 1. Gene Ontology annotation, biological process: isocitrate metabolic process. Gene Ontology annotation, molecular function: magnesium ion binding; NAD binding; isocitrate dehydrogenase (NADP+) activity. Gene Ontology annotation, cellular component: mitochondrion; peroxisome; cytosol. Lineage: Eukaryota; Metazoa; Chordata; Actinopteri; Scombriformes; Scombridae. The record is from RefSeq and is a predicted model, not a curated record. The transcript has 9 exons. Bases 146 to 1390 code for a protein of 414 amino acids.
CUCGGGAGGUGGAAGCCGGCUACCUGCCGAUUCUCUCAAGCUGCCAACAGCUUUCAGCUCAGAAGUACCAGGAAAAGACGUCUCAUAGCUUCCUCGUCUCGGUACUGACUGUGUCGUGGACCAUUAAACUGAACAAGGCUCUAAGAUGGCUCAGAAAAUCAAGUCAGGUUCUGUGGUGGAGAUGCAGGGAGAUGAAAUGACUCGGGUCAUCUGGGAGCUCAUUAAGGAGAAACUCAUCUUCCCAUACCUGGAGCUCGACUUGCACAGCUAUGACCUGGGAAUGGAGAACCGAGAUGCAACAGAUGACCGGGUGACUGUUGACGCAGCAGAGGCAGUCCGGCGUUACAAUGUGGGCAUCAAGUGCGCCACCAUCACGCCAGAUGAGAAGCGUGUGGAGGAGUUCAAGCUUAAGCAGAUGUGGCGCUCGCCCAACGGGACCAUCCGUAACAUCUUAGGUGGCACAGUUUUCAGGGAGGCCAUCAUCUGUAAGAACAUCCCCCGCCUGGUGCCCGGCUGGGUCAAACCCAUCAUCAUUGGCAGACAUGCCCAUGGAGACCAGUACAAAGCCACAGACUUUGUGGUGCCUGGGCCUGGGAAGUUGGAAAUGACCUACACACCCACAAACGGAGAGCCAGUCAAGUUUGUCGUCCAUGAGUUUGAGGGCACAGGUGGUGUAGCCUUGGGGAUGUACAAUACUGAUAAGUCCAUUAGGGACUUUGCUCACAGCUCCUUCCAGAUGGCUCUGUCCAAAGCCUGGCCUCUGUACCUGAGCACCAAAAACACCAUCCUGAAGAAGUACGAUGGUCGCUUCAAAGACAUCUUCCAGGAGAUCUAUGAGAAGGAAUACCGUGCUCAGUUUGAGGCCAAAGGCAUCUGGUAUGAGCACCGUCUGAUAGAUGACAUGGUGGCCCAGGCCAUGAAAUCAGAUGGAGGCUUUAUUUGGGCUUGCAAGAACUAUGAUGGAGAUGUACAAUCUGACUCUGUGGCACAAGGCUAUGGCUCCCUGGGUAUGAUGACUAGUGUCUUGAUCUGUCCUGAUGGACGGACGGUGGAGUCAGAGGCUGCCCACGGCACGGUGACACGCCACUACAGACAACACCAGCAGGGAAAAGAAACCUCCACUAAUCCCAUUGCCUCCAUCUUCGCAUGGACACGGGGCCUGCUCCACCGGGCAAAGCUGGACAACAAUGCAGAGCUGCGAGUAUUCAGUGAGGCACUGGAGGCCGUUUGCAUCGAGACCAUCGAGUCUGGAUUCAUGACCAAGGAUUUGGCUAUCUGCAUCAAAGGAUUAUCAAAUGUGACUCGUGCUGAUUAUUUGAACACCUUUGAGUUCCUGGACAAACUAGCAGAGAACCUGAAGAUUAAGCUAGCCAACCAGCCCAAGCUGUGAUCUCACCUCCCAACCUCUGCAGUUAAACACAGAUACACACACAUUCAAACACAUGCUCACACACACAGAGACAUCUAUACAGCUACUGGAAUUACUGGCCCCCAAGUGACACUGGAGCAGUGAAGAGUGUGCCCAGGACUCCAGGAGGUCUUUGGACUGAAACCAUGUCAUUCCCUAACACAGGGUCUGAUCAUGCAGGGUGCCUUGUCUAGAUGAAAGGGGAACAUAAGCUUCUGAUCCAUGUAGGCCAACAUCCCUCUUAAUGCAUCACUAGUAGACAAAAAGCCAUACCGUGACAGUGUAAACACAUGAUUCAAACAUUAACUCACACUUGGCAAAUGACCUGAUGGGUCAGUGACCUUGUUUACCCUAAUUGCACUAGGUUCCCUGAGGAGAGUGUGGUGUGUGUUGUCAGUAUUUGUUGAUCAGUGCUAAACAGGGGACUAUCCCACCAGAAGUAGUCUGAGGGAGCUUCUGGACCCUCACUGCCUUAUUUGUUUUGUGUCAAAGUCAUCUGCUGGUUCUGGUCAUUCCCUACAUCUUAUCAUGUUUUACCAAUACCUCAGACAUUUGAGUGACAACAUUAUAUGUUUGAGUGCCAUUUCACAGCCACAGUACAAGAACAGCUAAUCAGCCUGUAUGUCACCAAUGAAACCUCUCAGCAUGUUAGUAGACCAGCCAUGCAUACAUGAAAUUGUACUGUUGUUCAAUACAUAACACACAACAUAUGGACUGACGUGUUCAUCGAUAGUAUUCAAACAAGGGUUCUGGUCCCCUUACACAAUUUGUAAAGACAUUAAGGUUACAAUACAUGCUUUUAGAUUUUGUACUCUUAUUAACUUUACUAUUCACAGUGGUUAAAAAGGUGUAUUUAUUUGUCCUUCCUAUGUGUGUGUGCGUGUGUAUUAACAUCCAGUAUGUCACUGAUGCAAAUCGUAAAUCUUCAUCAAAAUGUCCAUCUGUUGGUUUGUCAUCAAUAUUAUGCUUAAGUCCUAACAUUGUAACUCACAAUAAAUGAGUUUUUGAAGAAA